UUAACCCGUUCAAGCUUGGAGUAAUGAAGAUCAUUCUCUUUACAAAUUUGGGCAACUUCUUGGGCUGCCAAUCUCUACUCCAACCCAUCAGCCUAUUCCUGCAAUGGACAUAGCUACGCAUCGGCUGUCAUAGCGAAGCCCAGAUAUCCAGCAUCUCUCCUACAAGUGACCGAAGGUCACUUCUGCCGUGCACCAUCAGAUACAGGGUCGUAGUAAGUGUAGAUUCUAAAGUUUCCGUCCGGUCCAAGUUGAAACACCGACAACGUGCUGUUAUACUUUGCAUCUCAUUCCCACUAAAUACCUUCUCUGCCUCUCAUACCAGAAAAAACCACACUGCCUGAGGCAACCUGACUCCACCAGCCCACCACCGCGCCAGCCACCUGACUCCCCACCUGCAGCCCUCGCUUCCUAUUUGGCUCUCACCUAGGCCCUGUCACCUCUGUCCCAUCACCACCUCUGCGUCGUCAUUAGUCAUCAACUCUGCCCAGCACGCCAGCAGCCAACAGCAAGGGGAUUUGCUGCAUCAGUGGAUGUUCUCUUUCUUGUUGCAUGGGAAAGGAAAAUGGACUAGGACUGAAUUCAAUCAAAGCCAGAGCGCGUGUUGGUUUCUUAUGUAGGUGUUAGCAUAUAUGGGUUCUAAAUCAGUUGAGGACAUGAUAGAGGCCUCAUCCGAGGUCCAUUCUUGUGGGUUUCAUAUGCAUGGUUUGGAGUCAAUGUAAAAGACUUUUAUAUCCCUGGAGAGGUGUCAUUACCACACCUGUUUAGAUUUAAGACUCAAUUUACUCAAUCCCAGGAUUUUUACUUGGCCAAUUCCAGCGCUGAAAUUGAGAUUUGAUACUUCGGCACCAUGAAAGAAGAACAAAGCUCACUUCUUCUCAAAUCCUCCUCUCUAUUCCCUCCCCCCCAAGGAGUAAAGCUAUCAUAUGGAACAGCAGGGUUCAGGGCAGAUGCAUCAAUCCUUAAAUCAGCAGUUUACAGAGUUGGGAUAUUGGCUGCUUUAAGGUCAUUGAAAACUCAAUCAGUGGUUGGAGUGAUGAUCACAGCUUCACAUAAUAAGGUUACUGACAAUGGAGUCAAAAUUGUUGACCCAAGUGGCGGGAUGCUCUCUCAAGAAUGGGAGCCUUUUGCUGAUCAACUUGUCAAUGCUCAAACUCCUGAAACUCUUCUCUCAAUCAUAAGAGAAUGUGUGGAGAAGGAAAAAAUCCCAUUUGAUGGAGUGCAAUCGGCAGAGAUAUUGUUGGGAAGAGACACACGGCCUAGUGGGGAAUCUCUCCUGGAAGCUGCAAAGCAUGGUAUAAGUUCAAUUUUUGGAGCUAUUGCACUUGACUUGGGGAUUUUAACAACCCCACAGCUGCAUUGGAUGGUUCAUGCUAGGAAUAAAGGCAUGAAAGCGACUGAACCUGCCUACUUUGAACAGAUUUCGAGCUCAUUCAGGUGCUUGAUAGACUUGAUCCCAAAUGGAACAAAGGUCAACAAGCUGGAUAAUAGAGUGGUGGUUGAUGGGGCUGAUGGUGUGGGUGGAGAGAAACUUUUAGUCUUGAAAAACAUGUUGACCGAUUUAGUUAUUGAGGUUCGUAAUUCUGGUAAAGAUGGAGGUUUACUAAAUGAUGGGGUUGGUGCUGAUUAUGUACAGAAAGAGAAGGUUGUCCCACGUGGAUUUGGUUCCAAUGAUGUAGGAAAAAGGUGUGCAAGUUUGGAUGGAGAUGCUGAUCGCCUUGUGUAUUUUUCAGUUCCAUCUAAUAGUAGCAGCAAAAUUGAUCUUGUUGAUGGGGACAAAAUAUUAUCCUUGUUUGCUUUAUUCAUCAAAGAGCAGCUAAACAUUCUGACCAGGGAGGGGAAUAAAAAAUCAAAUAAUAAUUUUCAAGCUCAUCUUGGUGUUGUACAGACAGCUUAUGCAAACGGAGCAUCAACCGAUUACCUCAAGCAGUUGGGUUUAGAAGUCAUUUUUACUCCAACAGGGGUGAAACACUUACAUGAGAAAGCUGCUCAGUUUGAUAUUGGAAUCUAUUUUGAGGCCAAUGGUCAUGGCACUAUCCUGUUCUCAGAAUCUUUCUUAUCUUGGUUAGAGGCUAGGAACAAUGAGCUCGCUUUGGUGUCAGAAGGAUCCGAACAGCAGAAAGCUGCUUUAAGACUACUAUCAGUCAGUAAGUUGAUCAACCAAGCUGUUGGAGAUGCUUUGAGUUGCUUGCUCUUGGUUGAGGCAAUUUUGCAACAUAUGGAUUGGUCCAUACAUAAAUGGAAUGAACUUUACCAGGAUCUACCUAGUCGACAGCUUAAGGUCAAAGUUGUUGACAGAACAGCUGUUGUCACAACAAAUGCAGAAACUGUGGCUGUGACCCCCCCUGGAAUUCAAGAAGCCAUUGAUGCUGAAACUGCAAAGUACCCUAGAGGUCGGUGUUUCAUACGACCAUCAGGUACAGAGGAUGUCGUUCGUGUAUAUGCAGAGGCAUCCACACAAGAAGCUGCAGACAGCUUGGCCAACUCUGUUGCGAAACUUGUUGAUCAGUUUCUAGGAUUUGGCAGCUCUGCACAGUAGCUUCCCAAUGGUUUUUCUUUUAAUGCAACAGAAGUCAGAAGAUGUCAAACAGGCGGUUCUAAUUUAACCAACUAAAGUUUCAGAGAUGAUUUACAACUGGAGGUACAAAUAGCUUCCGAGAAUCUAUCCUGGUUUUAUAAACAGUAAAACUUAUCAUCUUAUUGUAGAGGCAUUGACAUCAAUGUAAGUUUUGUCUCUACUUGUAACAACUUGGAUUUGGUUUAGUGGUUCUUACUAUUCUAGUGCAGAGUCAAUGUCCAAAUUUUUUUUAAAU
This is a messenger RNA of Theobroma cacao (cacao), 2810 nucleotides long. The record is from RefSeq and is a predicted model, not a curated record. NCBI's taxonomy places the organism in Eukaryota, Viridiplantae, Streptophyta, Magnoliopsida, Malvales, Malvaceae.